AUGUCGACCCCCGAAAAGAAACCCCCAAUAACCUGCCACGUCCUCGACACAACCCUCGGGCGCCCCGGCCCCAACAUCCCCGUAACCCUCACCCUGCACCCCACAACCACCACGAGCACCGCCUCAACCCCCAAAUUCACCGGCCUCACAAACGGUGACGGCCGCGUAACCGCCUGGACACCCAGCACGCCCUUCUCCUCCGCGAGUCUGGAAGAAUUUGACGUUUGA
Molecule: messenger RNA, 228 nt
Organism: Alternaria conjuncta
Lineage: Eukaryota; Fungi; Ascomycota; Dothideomycetes; Pleosporales; Pleosporaceae
Exons: 2
Coding region: 1-228 (75 amino acids)
Source: RefSeq, a predicted model, not a curated record